UCCCGCAACAAACAUCCCUUGAAGUUCUUCGGAGCACGGGGCAGCACUUUUAGCAUCUAAAAUGCCCAAACGAACUUGUCCUUUUCCCGAAACGUUUUCCUCCCAAUAUAAAUUACAUCUUGGACAACACGAAUUGAACAAAUAUGGCGUGUUUGGGAACAAAAACAGACAAGAAAUAUACGAUAAGACACAGAACUUGCUUUUCAACGGCGCCAAAGCUGCAAUGGACAAAAUAGGGACAGGAGAGGAGACAUGCCCAGAUUCACAACUCGGUGGACAUCCGUCUGCAUGCAGUCAAACUCUUCUGAGAGGACAGACACUCAUUGGACAUGAUGGGAGGCUUACGAGAACAAGUGCUGCACAACAAGGUCUGACUGAACUGAGUCAGGGUGCACAGGUGGCCCCCACAUGCUGCUGCGUGUGUCAGAAAAACCAGGGCUCCAGGACACGGUGUUCCCAGUGUGACAGACUCGUCUGCUCCUCUUGUACCCGACACUGUUCCAGCUGCUCGAGCCUCUGCUGCUCCGUCUGCACCAUCGUAGAUUACAGCGGGCGAUACGAUGAAGUACUGUGCUGCAGCUGUUCAACAUAAAAACGAAGGGAUCUGGAGAAAGUUGCCUUGUAUGAAAUAUUUCCAGGACUACAUUUUAUUCUUGUUUUUUUUUUUUUUUUAUCUGAUUCAGAUCUUGUAUAUACAUUUAUUCCCAAAAUAAACUUGAACCCUUUU
Nematolebias whitei (Rio pearlfish) is the source of this 727-nucleotide messenger RNA. It is a transcript of the gene siva1, whose product is annotated as SIVA1, apoptosis-inducing factor. Gene Ontology annotation, biological process: extrinsic apoptotic signaling pathway. The record is from RefSeq and is a predicted model, not a curated record. Bases 62 to 592 code for a protein of 176 amino acids. The transcript is spliced from 4 exons. Gene Ontology annotation, molecular function: CD27 receptor binding. Lineage: Eukaryota; Metazoa; Chordata; Actinopteri; Cyprinodontiformes; Rivulidae.